CCGCCUCCGGCCCCCCCUCGUGGAAGCGGAGCCCGGCGGGCCGCGGUCUCGCGGGCGGAGGGGCUGGAGCAGGGGAGCCGGCCCUGCUCGGCGGCAGGGAUGGGGAGCAGACGCUGGGAAAGCCCUGAGCGGCCCCAGACUUUGUUUCGACUAAAGCACCCUUAAUCCUCCGGGCCAGGCAGUUAGGCGACUUCGGAAUAGCAUAAGCGAGGGAUGAUGGAAGUGAAAGCAAGAAUCAUUUAGCGAGUCAUUAGAAAAUCUAUCUGUCUCUCUGUCUGCGUGCCUGUCUGUCUGCUAUCUGUCUGCUACCUCCGCCACAAUUGCAUAUUGACUGGACAGAGCUGUCUAAUAUCUCUGGAUUCAUCUACUUACUCUUUCCAUUAUUUAGUACUUUGCUUGUGAACGAGACGGUGCUUUUGAAGAGACGAGAAGCGAAUGAUGAUCCAAAUCGGGAGGGGGGAAAUAAAAAUGAUCGCCCAAAUACAAACACAUCAUUAAACAGGGUGUGUAGCAUCCUGUGAGAAUCCAUUUGGACUGCUCACGUCUGGAUUCUUUCUGUGGCAUAUGUCUGGCUUUAUAUUUUAAGUGGCGAUGAGACCUGGGGAAGAGUCCAGCGUUAACUAAAGCACUGGAAGUUGCAACCACACAAUCAAUCCUCCUAGAGUGGCAUCGGUCCCUAAUAGAUUCUUCAGCGCAGCAGCGAACAUUUUAUUUCUAGUAAAUUUAACUCUAGCCUGGGGUUUUGGUGGCGAUGUUAGGCUGGAAACUGCCCAUUCAUCAGUAGUUUAACGCUAGCGACACGAGGCCCGUUUACAGUUUCCAAUGAUCCGUGAUAAACAAUAACAUGUCUUUUAUUUCUUAAAAACGAGACGAUCCAAUAAAGGGCGCCGAGCCUAAGCAUACAAAGCAGGGCGAGCCGUGGCUUUAUUAAUUUCGUGGCAAACACAGGCUGUGCAGCGAGGUGAGCACGCAUUACUUCCUGAACGCCCGGCUGCGGGGAGAGGAGUGAUAAUAAAAGCUUCAUCUGUGUACCGCUUCAUCCUAGGUAUAAUAAACAUCGCGACCGCUGGGCUAUUUUAUAGUGGUGCGCGCGAUAACGGGGAACGUGAAACUCGGAGCGAGUGCCGCCGAAGCGCACCCCGUCCGCACGCCGGAGCGCAGCGCUCCGCACAGGCGCAGGCACACGCACGUGCGCCCAGUGCGCGCGCGUGUGUGUACAGAAAUCCAUAUCGCACAUUUAUAUACAUAUAUAUCCCAAAUUCAGAGGUCGACCUGAGAGCAGCUCCGUGCAUACGAAACCAGACUGGGAGGGGUUGCUGGGGAGGCCCGGGUUGCCAUUGGCUGCAAGCGUUUGCCGUGGUGCGGGGGUAUCUCUAAUCAUAUUCAGCAUGUUUUGCACAAGAAAUGUCAGCCAGAAAGGGCUAUCUGCUCCCUUCGCCAAAUUAUUCCACAACAAUGUCAUGCUCAGAGAGCCCGGCUGCAAACUCUUUUUUGGUAGACUCCCUGAUCAGCUCGGGCAGAGGGGAAGCGGCGGGAGCAGGAGGCGGAGGCGGAGGCGGAGGCGGCUACUAUCCCAACAGUGGGAUCUACCUGCCACAAGCGUCCGAUCUGUCCUACGGGCUGCAAAGCUGCGGACUUUUCCCCGUUCUGGGCAAACGCAAUGAAGGUACUUCUCCAAGCAUGGUCCCCACCUCGCACCCCUACGUGUCCGGCAUGGAAGUGUGGCUAGACCCGCCGCGGUCCUGCCGCAUGGACGAGCCGGAGCAGCAGCAGGCCACCUCGUGCUCCUUCGCGCAGAGCAUCAAGGAGGAGAGCUCCUACUGCCUCUAUGACUCUGACAAAUGCCCCAAGGGCUCGGCCGCCGCCGAGCCCGCGCCCUUCCCGCGCCUGAGCGCCGAGGCGGCCGCCGCCGGCGCGGGCGGCGGGGUGCCGGUGCCGGGCUAUUUCCGCCUGUCGCAGGCGUACGGCGCGGCGCGGAGCUGCGGCGCGGGGCCCCCCGCCGCCGCCGCUGCCGCCCCCCCCUUCGCGCCGCGGCCGCCGGGCCGCUUCGAGGCGCCGCCGCCUCUGCCCUCGGUGCCGGGCGCCGCGCGGAGCGAGGACGAGGAGCGCUCCCCCAGCCCCCUGGCCUGCGUCUCCCAGAGGGAGGAAGAGACCCAGGCUUCGUCCUCGACGGCAGAGGAGCUCUCGCCAGCUCCGUCGGAGAGCAGCAAAGCCUCUCCCGAGAAAGAGCCCGUAGGCAAUUCAAAAGGAGAAAAUGCAGCAAACUGGCUAACCGCAAAAAGUGGCAGAAAGAAACGGUGCCCCUAUACCAAGCAUCAAACUCUCGAGCUGGAAAAGGAGUUUCUAUUCAAUAUGUACCUGACUCGUGAGCGUCGCCUAGAGAUCAGCCGCACAGUCCACCUCACAGACAGACAAGUUAAAAUCUGGUUUCAGAACCGCAGAAUGAAACUGAAGAAAAUGAACAGAGAGAAUAGAAUUCGGGAGCUCACAGCCAACUUUAAUUUCUCUUGAUGAACCUAUAAACACAUCUUUAUGGUUUAAAGAGCCAGUAUCAUUUUCCUAGGCUGUAGACAUCCGCACCUGUAUGGAUUAACGAUUUUAGACAUUCUCAGUAUGUCCUUAACCUCUUUAUAGCUACUUCUUGGGGGGCGGGAGGAGGUGCGGGGGGCGAGCCAUGCUAAUGCACAAAAUGCCUUGUAUGAACUUCCCUCGUUCCUUUAGGUUUCCCCGGGUCUGAAUUGUCCUUUUUAAGGCUUGAAGCAAAGAAAUAUUAUUUCAGGAGCUGCAAAUAUCAUUCCCCCCUAUAUCUCUCUCAAAAGUAAAUAGACUCGGUUAAAAGCGCAUUCUUUCAAAUUAUAGGUGAUGUAACUUAGACUGUAUGUAGCUUCAGAAUGAAUAAUUUAAGCUUUGCCAUAUUUCUAUAUAUUGGGUGCUCAGCUUUUGCCCCUCUGUUUUCCUUUUCUCCCCCUCCCCCCUUUUUCCUUCUAAAAACAGGACUUACAAUAAUGAAAUGCAGGCAUGCUUUAAAAGGGUUUCUCGGGAACUGGUGUUUAGAGCUUUUUUUUUUUUUUUUUUUUUUUUUUUUUUUGCUUUACCUUAGAAGUCAAUAAUACAGCUUUAAAAUUGUCCAGGAAAAUGAAAUCUCUUCUCUUUAAAGGUAUAAAAGAGUUGUGUUACUUAUGGACUAAAUUAUGAAACUUACCUCUGAAUUUCUCUCUCUCUUUCUGGUUGUGGAAAUUUACUUAAUGUAGUUUUGCUUAAAUAUGUGGAAUUAGUGAAUUUUUGUCUAUAAAUAACGUUACCGUUGGUAACGCAUGACAAGCACACAACAUUCCCCCCUUGAGAAAAACAUAGUCACUUUUUCCUCACUAAUUUCACUCAAAAGUGUCUAUCCUGAACAUCAGAAGGACUUUCUGAGCCAGAGUCUAAGAUAGCGAGGGAGAAUAUGUCCGUCUUCCUUUAUACUGUGAAGUUACAUGCAUUAAAGGGUCAAACAUAUAGGUGAAAAAAAGAAAAAAUAAAGAAAGAAGGGGAAAACUAUAAAUACAGAUAUGUAUAAAUGUCUAUUAUUAUGAAAAUGCCGAUACUGUUUUAAGCAAAUGCAUUCUAUCGUUAUUAUAAAUGUUAGUUCUAGCUAUAUCUAGUUCUUACCUUAAAUCGGAAUAAAUUAAUAUUGUAAUGCUGCUGUGCGUGAAAAGACGAUGUUUAUGUUCUCAUAGAAGAAUAAAAAACGUGGAAUGGAUCCUUUUAA
This is a messenger RNA of Dromaius novaehollandiae (emu), 3751 nucleotides long. It is a transcript of the gene HOXA10, whose product is annotated as homeobox A10. NCBI's taxonomy places the organism in Eukaryota, Metazoa, Chordata, Aves, Casuariiformes, Dromaiidae. The record is from RefSeq and is a predicted model, not a curated record. Gene Ontology annotation, cellular component: nucleus. Bases 1405 to 2511 code for a protein of 368 amino acids. The transcript is spliced from 2 exons. Gene Ontology annotation, molecular function: DNA-binding transcription factor activity, RNA polymerase II-specific; RNA polymerase II cis-regulatory region sequence-specific DNA binding. Gene Ontology annotation, biological process: regulation of transcription by RNA polymerase II.